AUGGGCCGGAGAUUGGUACCCUACAUAUUGCUCGGGCAGUGCUUUCAUCAUGAGCACAGACGUGGCAAUGAUCUUACACGAAGACUUCUACCGUUGAAGGCGGGCAACAUAGCCCACAGACAGUUUGGCUCGGCUUACGUUCUUAACGGCGAUCUCCUAGAAGAAUAUUUCACCGGUGUGGUGAGUUACAUCUUCUCGCACCUCAAAGAGUUGGACAGAAUAUUGAAAGUCUGGAAGAAAAUGAGCCAACUAGCAAAGCGUGAGACUGUAGCCGAAAUCAAAAAAGUACUUCCGGGGCAACUUCCGGUAUAG
Messenger RNA from Helobdella robusta, 312 nucleotides. RefSeq lists its product as hypothetical. The record is from RefSeq and is a predicted model, not a curated record. The transcript is spliced from 3 exons. Bases 1 to 312 code for a protein of 103 amino acids. NCBI's taxonomy places the organism in Eukaryota, Metazoa, Annelida, Clitellata, Rhynchobdellida, Glossiphoniidae.